Messenger RNA from Erythranthe guttata (spotted monkey flower), 2420 nucleotides. NCBI's taxonomy places the organism in Eukaryota, Viridiplantae, Streptophyta, Magnoliopsida, Lamiales, Phrymaceae. The record is from RefSeq and is a predicted model, not a curated record.
AUAUCCUCUUAAAUUCUUUUUUAAAUAAACAUAUAUUCAAUUGUGCUUAAAUAUAAAUAAUCCAAACUUUUGGACCAAAUUGGUAAUUUCAGAAAUUUCUUUAAAAUGCCGUUCUAUUCCUUCCUCUCCAAGAUCGACCAGCCCCAAUCUUCUCCGGCGCCGGCGUCAGAGCCGCCAGCUAUGAUGCUGGCACCAAGCAAUAAGAAGAACAAUAAAGCACGGGCUUUACAUCCCUCAAUUAGCUAUUGCUCGUUUGGGCCACAAUGAACAUUCUCCCGAAUUCAAGUUCAACAUCAAAGGGUUUGGAAUCCAACAUAUGGGGGAUUUUGUCCGGGCGGGGGAGUGAGUUCUUGAAGGAAAUUAGUUGUUGGCCGUCUCCGGCGAGACCAUUUGCAGCGGCGGCGGAGGAUGUGAGAGAUGAGAAAUGAAGAGAUUGUGAUAUAUAUGCAGGUUUUCUGUAUUUCUAAUUAAGGGUAGUUUAGUCAUUUUAUACUAGUCAACGAGCUUUAUUUAGAUUGGGAUGUUGGGCUAAAUAAAUUUCAUCACAGGGGUAUAUGAUAAUUGUUUUAACACAAGGAUUUUUUCGGCAAUUAGACAUUUCACAGGGGCUGUAUGCAAUUAACUCGAUUUGUUUUGGUUUGAAUGAGUAUUAAAUACCGCGUUGACAAUUUUUUAUUCGUCCAUUACAAUUUGAUUAAGAGAGUUGGAAAAGGUCUGCCGAUGACUUUCAUCAAGUCAUUUUAUAUGUGUAUUUGUUUUAUGGCAAUUCCCCUACUAGUUCCACGUUUCUUCCUCAAUUCAUCUUCUCCACCGUUGAAAAAUCUCAAAAGAGAAGAAAGGCUUCUCUUCUUUCUUCGGAUUCCAAUUCAUCAUCAGAUUGUAAGAUACGACGGAUUUUGAUUGAUCAUGGAAAGACAUCUCAAUAUCGAACCUCAAGACCUCAGUUUUAUUUACGAGGUGAAAAAGCAAUCAACUUCUUCAAUCAAACUGACAAACAAGACCAAUCAGCCUGUUGCGUUUAAGGUUAUGACUACGAAACCGAAGAGUUACUGCGUCCUUCCGAAUAUGGGAGUUGUUUUGCCCGGAUCGAGUUGUGAUGUUUUAGUUACAAUGAUUGCUCCAACAGCACUCCCUACUGAUGUGAAAUGUCCGGACAAAUUUUUGAUUAAGACAGUAGUUGCAAGUUCCGGCGCUACCACAGCAGAUGGUAUCAAGAAGCUGUUUGAUAAGGAGACUGGAUCUCAAUUUCAAGAUUGCAAAUUGGGAGUUUUCUACACUUUCCCAAGCCAAGCCUCGUCGACAGUUAUUGAAAGAUCAUUUUCCACUUCGGUUGGAUCAGAGACUACACAUUUGAAUAAUAUUAAGAUGGACAUAACCAAACUUGUUCAAAUUCAGCCUUCGGACCUCAAGUUUGAUUUUCAACGGGGGAAGGAGCUCUCUAGUUUUUUCAAAAUGACAAAUAUGACCGAGAGUCAUAUCUUUUUUAAGGUGAAGACUACAGAUCAAAAAAAAUAUAGUGUUCAACAAAACAUUGGGAUUUUGUUGCCGCAAUCAACUUGUGAUGUCAUUGUGAGAAUGAAAGCUCAGGAAGAAAUUCCACAGGACAGACAAUCCAGAGAUAAGUUUCUAAUUCAGUGUACAGCUGGAAGUCCUGCUGUCACUGUAAAAAACAUUACCUCGGAAAUGUUUAAUAAAGAAGUACAUUUUGUCGAAGAGUUCAAAUUGGGAGUCGUCUUCGAUUUCCCAUCCCAACCACAUUCAUCAGCUUCUGAGUCAUCAGAAAUACAUUCUUCACCCGAACCAGCACCUUUGCAAGAAGGACGUCUUAAUUAUAUUUCUCAGGUUAUACGAGAACUCGUUGGGAGUAACCGUGCUCUUUCAGUGAUGAAAGGCAUCGCUGCUAGCUUGAUAGGACUAAUCUUUUGGCAAUUGUUCAUGAAAAUGUUGCCUCAAAUAUGGAGUCUGAGCAUUGUGAUAGGGAUGUUGGCUGUAAAGAUGACACAAUACUUAGUUUCGAACUCGGUUGAAGAUUGGAUUGUCAAGAGCCUUGCUUAUUUGAUCAUGCAUUUUAUGGCUACCGUUUUCGGCCGUAGGGUCAAUUCAUCUCCAACUCCAGCUUCGUAAAUUUUAAAUUUUAUGUGGAUAAGAUGAUGGAUGGCCAUUGGGGAAAAACUCGAUUUCGCUAUCUGAUUAAUAUUUUUUUUUGUUUUUAUUGGGUGUGGAAAAUGGCAACAAAGGGUUUUUUGUUUGUAUAUAAUAUAUACACACGUACAGGAUUCUUUUGAUGUGUGAAACUCUAGUGGUGUUCCGUUGUUUGUAUACCUCUUGCAUGUUAUGUAAUGAGGACAAGGAAAGCGUAUAUAUGUAUGUAUGUAUGUAUGUAUGGCAAUUUAUGAACUAUUUGGCUUUCAUUUGUUUAA